GGAUUGCUGGGAAGAAGAAGGAGGCUGUCGAGGUUGGGACUUUGGAGAGGGAGGUAUAGGCAGAGCCACUCUCAAAAGGAAUCAUCCGGAUCAGGACCAGCGUCCCUUUCGCACUUUUAACAACACAGGCUGAAGCUGCUGUGUGAGAAACUCGAUACGUCCACAUCUUCACACGGUGACCUCAAGCGCUGAACAAUGAUGGAAGAGGAGAUCAUUGACGACCGGGCCAAGCUGAAGCAGGGCCUGGUCAAAGUGCUGGAGUGCGUGGCCACCAUCUCCUCGGCAGCGGCGGUGGUCAACCCCAUUUUUGGCGUGGCUGGUUCCCUGAUCCGGGUGGUGCUGCACCACGUCGAUGAUGAGGACAUCCGCACGCUGAAACGCGAGUUCGGCUCAGUCAACCGAGCGCUGGACCAGCUGUCCCAGCAGAAUCGCAACACGCUGGUACAGAUCAAGAAGGAAACGCUGGAUGGCCAGUACUGUCAGGUGGAGGAGAACCUGAAGAACCAGUUCAGAAAGUUCAUGGAGAUGGUGGAGGCACGGCCGGAGCUACGCGAGCGCAAGAAGGACGACUUCGAAGAGAGCUACGCCAAUGACUUGGGCGACCAGAACCUGCACACACUCUAUGAUGGCGUGGUGGGUAAGCCGAAGCUGUUCAGCAGGCCCAUCCUGGAGGUCUACCUGAAGCACUCGCAAGGCGACCGCCCUACCAUGGAGCGACUCUGCACGCGCCUCACCUACCUGUUCUGCAUCGGGCUCAUCGCCCUCAUGGGCUACGCCGCCAUCAUUGGAGACGACGAAGAGAGUCUGAGUGAGGACUGGGCCGCAAAGAUGGAGCGUGUGCAAGAGAAGAUGCAGGAGGCUCUGAGCAAGUGCAAAUGAAGCAGCAGUGUGAGGAGGAGCUUUAUUUUCUCCCCUGCUGCUUUUCCUUCAGAUUUAGGACUCACAGGUUCACAUUCCUGCUGUACCUCCUUCCUCUUCCUCUUAGCUUUUACUCACCCUAUAAGCACUUUGUAUGCAUCUCGGGUCACCAGUUGAGAACCCAGUGAUAAAAAUGAGCAACAGUGUGUCUCAUUAUUUAAAAAAAACAAAAAAAAAACCAACAGCUAAUUUAUCCAAUCUUUCUGUAUAUGCAAGUGGUCUUUGAGUGGUCUUCAUGUAGCUUCUGUCCAGGUUGAGGUAAAGACAACAAAACGAUUGUACAAUAUUUAUUACAAUAUUUGCCCAUUUUGUAUUGGCUUGCGCAUCACAAUCGGCAAAACUUCAGAGAUGAAUUCUUCAAGUUUUGUUGUAAAUCUCGCAUUGCAGUACUGAGAUGGUUUCAACUGAUGCAGAAACCUUUGAGGUUAAAAUCAGCAGUGGGAUCAUUACAAAUAAUCAUAAAACUACACUAAGAGAGAGUCAUUUUGGUAAUGUUCAUCAAUUUUACACUAUAUGCCAUGCAAGAUUUCACAUCUGCAAAUGAGCCUUCAACAGAAAUGUACCAGGCUUUAGUGUGUCACAUUGCAAUGUACCACACCCCAUAAUGCACUUUCGGAAAAUGUCUGCCAAUUUGGCAUUUAUUGUAGAUUUUGUGAAAUACGUGUAUAACACUACAAGGAAAGAGUAUGUUGGAAUGGGCAAGUGUCCUACACUACCCUGCCUAGGCUGCGGUCCUAUGACCAUAACACCACUACGGGGCCUCUGGUGAAUUCUUAGACCAGACUGUAUCUGAUUUUUUUUUUAUGCCAUGUCAUCGAUGAAAGAACGGCUAUUAGACAGACUUUUGGUCGCGCAACAGAGUUAUAACGAUAAUCUGUGACGCCAGGAAGGCACGCUAAAACCAAAACAAGGAACAAAUAUCCCAAAGUUUUCUGAGCUAUGAAUGUAACUACAGCGAUCCAGUCACAUUAUCAUAUACGCCAUGUGCAACACAAUAUGUGCCACAAACAUUAUAGGCUUCUCGUGGAGCUCAUGAUACGCCCUGCAUGUGCUUUCUCGUCCAGCACUAAAUUUAAUCUUUUUUUUUUACACUAAUUUCAGAUGCUGCUGUGAUCAGUUAUUGACUUCUCUUUAUCUUUAGUGAACAUUUUCAGUGACAAAACUGACAACGCGAACAGUACAAAACAAAAUCAGAUCUGUUGUAUUACUACGUCUGGCAAAAUAAACACUUCACCACAGCAGGAUACACUAGAUACAAACUAAAUGUAUUUUAUCGGCUUCUAUUUUCUCUACCUUUAAUUGCGUCAUGUUGAUUUUAUACACAACUGAGGUAUUCGACUUUUGAUAUGUGGUAUUCUUGGAAGUUUAAACGACACUGUAGGAAUCCUUCCCCUCUUGACUUGAGCAAUUCUGUCACUCUUUUAUUUUCUAUUGUAUGUGUACUGCAGCCUUUUUAGCAAUGCAGGAGGCGCACCAAGUGUCGUUGUAUUACAUAGAUAAAAUUAUCAAUGGGUUUCUUUGGUGUAUGGUCAUUUUGAGCCUAUAAAACAUUAAUUGUCCAUUAUCACUUUUUUUUUUUUACAGUUAAGCCUGAGUAUCACGAUAAAACUUUUAUAUCUUCACGCUCUUGUCACGCACUUCAUCAUCUGACCAACAGUGCCUAAAUGUGGUUAUUAGUUUUGUAUUAUUGUUUUUUUCUUUCGAGGGUUUUUGGCUCAAUCGUUUUAAGUAGGCAUUAUGUUCUGAAUGCUCUGUGUGCUACAGUUCAUGUUUAAACUUGUAGUUAAAAUAAUAUUUGUAAAUGUGCAUCUUUUUUGCUUUAGCAAACUGGUGGUAUCCGCAGUACCAGACAGGUUUGGAUCACUAAAGAACGUCUGAUUGUCAUUAAUGGUUUUCAAACUUAGCAGUUUGUGUAUUUUUUUUAUAACGUUUUACUGAGGUCCAGCCCAUACUACUCUCAUCCUUUCAAAACCUAACUCUGUGUUAAACUCAUUUAUUGGGUCCAUGCCAGGGCACAUAUCUCUUAUUGUUCCAACAGAGUCCGUAUACGCUACACAAAUAUAGUCGAAAUGCUGCUGUCAUGCGGGAAACUUAUAUGAACCUCUUAAGGCUUUUUUGAAGUGUCGUGUGUGUGAAUAUCUUGCUUUUUUUUUGUUAUGGAUCUUUGAUGCCUGGUCGUAUCUGCACCUCUAUAAAUAAA
Molecule: messenger RNA, 3118 nt
Organism: Xiphias gladius (swordfish)
Lineage: Eukaryota; Metazoa; Chordata; Actinopteri; Istiophoriformes; Xiphiidae
Product: protein rapunzel-like
Exons: 3
Coding region: 196-879 (227 amino acids)
Source: RefSeq, a predicted model, not a curated record